Molecule: messenger RNA, 1097 nt
Organism: Camelus dromedarius (Arabian camel)
Lineage: Eukaryota; Metazoa; Chordata; Mammalia; Artiodactyla; Camelidae
Gene: FAIM
Product: Fas apoptotic inhibitory molecule
Exons: 6
Coding region: 5-793 (262 amino acids)
Biological process (GO): canonical NF-kappaB signal transduction; negative regulation of extrinsic apoptotic signaling pathway via death domain receptors; positive regulation of neurogenesis
Source: RefSeq, a predicted model, not a curated record
GGCCAUGGCUCCGGCCUCACCCCCGACUAUAAAUUCAUCUUGUCGCCGUCGGAAAAGUGGAACCGCAAAGCACAAGGAAGGAAGCGCAGGAGCGGAACCCCCGCUCCCCAGAGACACCUGGGCUAACCUUAAGUUCUGCUUUUUCCUUUCCUGCCUGCUAAUUGGAUUAAAGACUGUUUUGCCAACCAUGGCAUCUGGAGAUGACAGUCCUAUCUUUGAAGAUGACGAAAGCCCUCCUUACAGCCUGGAAAAAAUGACAGAUCUUGUAGCUGUUUGGGAUGUUGCUUUAAGUGAUGGAGUCCAUAAGAUUGAAUUUGAACAUGGGACCACAUCAGGGAAACGAGUGGUAUAUGUAGAUGGGAAGGAAGAGAUAAGAAAAGAAUGGAUGUUCAAGUUAGUGGGCAAAGAAACCUUCUGUGUUGGAGCUGCAAAGACAAAGGCAACUAUAAAUAUAGAUGCUAUCAGUGGUUUUGCUUAUGAAUAUACUCUGGAAAUUAAUGGGAAAAGUCUCAAGAAGUAUAUGGAGAACAGAUCAAAAACCACCAAUACUUGGGUAUUACAUUUGGAUGGUGAGGACUUUAGAGUUGUGUUGGAAAAAGACACUAUGGAUGUGUGGUGCAAUGGUAAAAAAAUGGAGACAGCAGGCGAGUUUGUGGAUGACGGAACUGAAACUCACUUCAGCGUUGGGAACCAUGACUGUUACAUAAAGGCCGUCAGUAGCGGGAAGCGGAAAGAAGGGAUUAUUCAUACUCUUAUUGUGGAUAACAGAGAAAUCCCGGAGCUUCUCGAAUGACUUCACGUUAAUGAAUUUUAAUCUUAAGUAGUAAAGAACAGGACUUUUAAAUUACUGUGGUAAUUAAAUAUGUUCAGUAUGUACUUUUCAGUACACUCAGUCGCCAUGUUUUUACUUCUUAGUUACUUGAAACUGUGGUGUUCCAAAGAUCAGGGGAAGAAAAUUAUGGACGAUAAUAAAAACUGCAAUUUAUUUUAUAAAUAAUGUAAAAUGUUUUAAAGUCAAAUGGAAAAUAAGAUUUGGACCAAAAUCACUAAUGUUUUACAAGAGCAACUUUUACUAUAAUAAAUAUAAAAUAAAAUUA